UUUCUCGAAAUAGAUUGGACUUGAGCUUCACCUCAGUCGAGCUUGAUUUGCACAGUUGACAGCUAGACUCGGAUUGGACUCACAGCCCGAGUUGAGCUUGAGUAAGAAGCUGUAGCCAAGUUUAUAUUAUUUUGAAAGGUUCUCAAUGACCCUUAAGCAGGAGAAUGGAUUUGGUUCUUCAUUCAGAUUUAAUGACCGGCCAACUAGUGAUGUCGUUGUUAGGCUGCGAACUCCUGAAGGUCGUGAUGAGUGGUUAUAUUGCCACUCUUCCAUCCUUGUCAAGAAAAGCAAGUAUUUUGCUGAUCGUCUCUCUGACACUUGGCCAACAUGUCAGAUCCUUGAUGCACGCAGUUGUGUUGAGGUUUAUUGCCAAGAAUCUGACUUUGACUACAAUAUCACUCUUCUACGCCUUCUCUAUGCUGUUUCUGAUAGCUUGAUUUCUGAAAGCUGGCAUGGAGUCCGAAACACCCUAGGCAUCCUUCGAGUGGCUGUUGAGCUAGGAUGCCCUCAAAUUGUUUCUUCUUCUGUAGAGUACUUGGAGGCUGUCCCUUGGGAAGAGGCUGAGGAGGAGGAAAUUCUACAAACCAUACCAUCCAUUGGACCCACAACUAACCCGAUUCUUGCCCGCCUUCAACCGGUAGAUCAGGGUGUAAUUUGGAGGAUAUUCACAUCAGCCAUUCGAUUUGCCACAUCAUCUCCACCUCCAUCGUUAAGGGAUCUCAAAUCUUCAGCUCAAGAACAGCUAGAGUAUAUGCUUGCUGAGGAUGAUGACGCUCCACUUCUCACCUCCUGUGAUGAGCUAAAGGUUGAGGUGAGAGAAUGUAUGAAGAGACUCUCAUUGAGAUUUAGUGAUCUUCUAGAAUCUUUACUGAAGGAUCUUGAAACAACAGUUUUUGAUGGUGAAAAGUUUGUGCUGCUACAAUCAUAUUUAUCAGAUUUAUCAUGGGCGUGUCAGAUUUCUGCUAAACUCGAAUUAAUGAGAGACUUGGUUAAUUUUUGGUUAGAGGUGUCCGAUAUGAUUGUCAAGCUUAUUGAUAGCACAAGUUCAAAAGUAGAAACACUCGAGAUUAAGAUGAAGGUGAUUGAGGUGGCAACAAAAGUUUUAGAAGCAGUAGGGUAUGGAAAUGUUGUUUUGCCAACUGCAAAGAGGCUUCACAUGGUAAAGUUAUGGCUCCCUUUUGCAAGAAUUACAAAGCCGCUGAUCGAUACCGCUUCGUCUGAGGAUAGUUCGAAGGUGAAAAUAGAUAGUGAGGUGUGGCAGACAUUAGAAUCUGCAUUUAUUUCAAUGAUACUCGCGUUGCCUUCAGGGGAUCAAGCAGAGAUUUUGACAAAAUGGUUGGAGAAUCAACAUAUUCAGUAUCCCGACUUAACCGAGGCAUUUGAGGUAUGGUGUUAUAGAUCUAAGGUUGCCAGAAAGAGACUGACACCUUUUGGUGCUUCAUUUGUAUGAUUAUCUUAAACAUUGCAAUGUGUUUCAUCGUUCUUCAGUUUGCAGGAUGUUCUGACUAGUUCAUGUGAAGAAUUAAUAUUUUUGUAAGGAGGGGUGUUCAAUAACCGGUUCGGACCGGGAAAAUGUACCAGACUAGACCAGUCUCUUGGUCGGGAAAUAUUAUUUUCUAGUUUCUGGUCCGUCUUGUCCGAAACCCAUCAAAAUGGUUUUAGACCGGACUGGUUUUUUUUUUUAUCUUGCCAAGAAGGUUUUUUUUCUUUUUCUUUUUCUUUUUGACAUCAAGAAUCUUACCUGGAAGUUGGUGCUUUUAAAUAUGCGUUUGAGGUAUUGUGUUAUGAAUUUAUGAUCUACUCUAUUUUUGGCUUUCAUAUAAUAAUGCCUUUAACAAUUGGUUUUCUAUAUUUUCUUCUAUUUUAGGGCUUUUGGUGCGAUCCUGUUCCGAUUCCAGUCUAGGCAUAUCUCGGCCUAGUACUCCGGUCAUUAAAUACGAAGUAUUAAAUUUCGUAUGUCUAUGGUCUCUGCAUACUAAAGUCGGGUUAGUAACAAAUUGACAGGUAGGCUCUGUUAUCUUUAACUUAUAUUUAUUGCUUAUUAGAUCAGAUUAAAAAAAGCAAAACAAACACUUAUAUGAAACAAGCAGAUCAGACUAAAAACUAGAUAAAUUAGACCAAAUCGGAUGAAUUGAACAAGGCCUUAGUGCAUUGAUUAGCAAAGGAAAGAUCAAACUAGGGAGUAGGGAGGGAAGUUAAGAUGUGAUUUAGUACCUUGUGGUGAAAGGACUUUCGAACGACCACUUUAUCUUUCAAACCGGCUACUUUGCAAUGUAGUAAAAACACACAAAAAAAAGUCACAAACUUUAAAAGAAAGGGUGAAAGAGAUUGUUCUGAUCAUUUUUGCUUUAGCUAACUAUACGAAUUUCUAAAUAAUUGUCAAUUUUUUUUUUUGGUGAGAAAGGAGGAGAGUAGCUCCAAUAAAGUAAAGGAACACGCAGAAGGAAAAACAACGCACAAAACAGAAAAAAGAGACGAACGAAAGGGAAACUAAAAACAGAAAACAAAAGCUAAGUUACUCCAUCCUCAAGCUGUAACAGCAGGUACCCUUCGCAGUAGGACUACACCCCCCAACUCCUCCAAUAAAACUACACGAAGGCCCGGUGGAGCCGCCUCCGUGAUCACAAGUUUGGGUGACAGUCCAACUACGUGGUUAGCCAACCAAUCGGCCGCACGAUUUGCCUCACGAUAGCAGUGUUGGAUAACCACUUCCCACUCUUGCCGUUGCACCAUCUCUUUACAUCUCCUGACUAGGUGAAAGUAGGGGGAGCUAGGUUGAUUAUCUCCUAGCAGAGUACGGACCACUAUCAUCGAGUCCACUUCCAGUACAACUUGUUUAAAGCCCUUAUUCCAAGCCAAAGCAAGCCCCUUUAGGACUGCGAGGAAUUCUGCCUUCCUACUUGUUGUGUGGCCACAGUUUGCAGCAAAGAGACCCAACUCCUCUCCAUGACAUCCUCGAAUUAUCCCUCCAGCACCAGCUAGCCCCGGGUUUCCUUUCGAAGCUCCAUCAGUGUUAAGUUUUACCCACCCUUCUUGUGGGUGCUGCCAACACACCCCAAUUUCUUGUUGUACCCUAUUGUUGCCGCCGUUUAGGUAAUCCUCCCUCUCCAUCGCCUGUAAAAUCAAAACAACUCUACCCAUAAUGAAUCCAAGUUGAUCUACAGGGAUCUCUGAGGCUGACUUUUAAACACUCUAGCGUUCCUCCACUUCCAUAAACACCACAAGGUGGUGCAGAACACCACGGGCCAGUGCUCGUCACGAGUGGGGUCUUGCUUGGUGUUUCGAAUGACCCACUCUUCAAAUGUAUUCCCAAAUAUCUCAUGACAAUUGAUUCCAGGGAACUUCCUCCACACCAUAGUGGCUGUUGGACAUUUACGUAAUAUGUGCUCCACAUUUUCUUCCACUUCUCCACAAGCCAGGCACCUUGGAUCAUCUGAGAGCUUUCGUAUAAAUCGAUUCGCAUUUGUCAUUAAGCGAUUAUGUAAAGCCAACCAUAAGAAAAACCUAAUUCGUUGGGGAACUUGCAACUUCCAAACAAAGUUCCAAUUUACAGUAGCUCCUAAGUCAAGUUCCCCUCGAAUAAUCUUCAACGCGGACUUGAUGGUGAAGCACCCAGAGGUCGACCCAUUCCAAUAGACGGUGUCUAUAGCUUCCUCGUCCUCGAUCACUUCGAAGGAGUCAAUCUGCUGAAGUACCUUAGCAGGUAAAUACUCAGCGAACUCCUCCCACUUCCAACCCCUUCGUGGAUCCCACAACUCUUGAAUCGUUUCAUCUCGCAUGCAUAUAGGCGGUUCCCUAGUUGCCACAUCUAGUAAUGAGUGGUUGCUUACCCAUUUGUAGUGCCAGAACAACGCCUUCUUGCCAUUACCCACAACCAUAUUCACACCCUGCCUUAGGAUGUCCACAUUGUCCACCAUCCCCCUCCACGCAUUGGAUGCUCCCACCUUGUGUUUGAACAUCUCCAAGUCACAGCGACCCUCGCAAUAUUUACUCCGCAUUACUCGAGCCCAGUACAUCAAGUUAAGCCAAGACCCUCCACCCCAGUUUUGUUAGAAAAGCGGUGUUUGCUUGCCUCAUUGACCGUAUACCUAGCCCUCCAUUGGCCGUGUCGUUUGUGACCGUAUCCCAGGAUACUAAAUGCACUAAGCGCUGGUCCUCUGUACUACCCUAUAAGAACCUCCUGGAGACACGAUCGAUGUCAUCACACGUGGUUCUCAGGAUUUUGGUAGUUUGCAUCAUAAUAGGGCAUCGAACUGAUGGACGACUGUACUAAUGUUGCUCUGCGCGCCAGUGAAAUCAUCUUUGCCUUCCAACCAGAUGCUUUAGUUAUUUGAAGUAUUGCACUAUAAUACAUUUAUUAUUAUGGAUUUUUAUUUUUA
Spinacia oleracea (spinach) is the source of this 4379-nucleotide messenger RNA. Its product is annotated as BTB/POZ domain-containing protein At3g05675. Lineage: Eukaryota; Viridiplantae; Streptophyta; Magnoliopsida; Caryophyllales; Amaranthaceae. Bases 146 to 1450 code for a protein of 434 amino acids. The record is from RefSeq and is a predicted model, not a curated record. The transcript has 2 exons.